AUGAUCAGCGAAUAUUCUUGCCCAUUUCUCUGCAAUACCGGAAAGGCUUGUAAUAACCCUUGCAUUCGCCCAGAAGGUUGCCGAUUUCAUUGGAAAGCUAAAAAACGGGUACCAUGCUCUGAUUGUGGAAAGCCUACAGCUUCUGCUUGUGGCCGAUGCCCAGAUCAUGUUAGAGGUUAUUAUGUUACUCAAUACUAUGAAAGACUUCGAUCAGAAGGUCUUCGAUCAGAAAUAGGAGAAAGACUUCGAUUAGUGAUACAAGAAAUACAAAAAAGUCUUCGAUCAAACAUGCAAAAAGAAACUUUUGAGCAAUUAAUGUUCGCCCAUAGAGACAGGCUUGCAAUUCUUAAUAUUACUCUCUGCAGGAUAUACCUCCUUCCAAUAAAAAUGGAUGAGGGAGAAUAUUGUGAUAGUUGCCAGCCAGAAUAA
Molecule: messenger RNA, 429 nt
Organism: Ambispora leptoticha
Lineage: Eukaryota; Fungi; Glomeromycota; Glomeromycetes; Archaeosporales; Ambisporaceae
Source: the annotation of a GenBank genome assembly